This is a messenger RNA of Symbiodinium necroappetens, 9494 nucleotides long. The record is from the annotation of a GenBank genome assembly. Lineage: Eukaryota; Dinophyceae; Suessiales; Symbiodiniaceae.
GACCGGAAACGAACAAUAUUUCGAUGGUGCCAGUGCCAGACAGAUGCCAGCGUCCUUCAAGGUGGUGGCGGGAACUGGUCAACCUGGCCCCUUGGUGUCCGAAGCUCCGGCUCUGCACGCCGCGAUCAAUAACCCUUUGAAGGUGAAGGUGUCCAAGACGGGCGACAUCAUUUUCUUGGAAGCAGGGAACCGUGCAUUGCGAAUGUUGGAGCGAUCCACAGGAAAGCUGAUCACCUUGUCUUCGGCAGUGGAUGCCCCCGACGGCUUGGCACUGACGCCUCAAGGCACGGCCUUCAUCGCAGAGGGCCGCAGUUCGGAGGUGCUGCAGUUCCGCCCGAGUUCGAGCAUCGAGUGGAACUGGGGCACUUGCGCGGGCACAGGUGAGAGCGCCAGCCUGCCUUUGCCGCGCCACCUCAUUCCGAACACAGCUGGCGUGUGGCCAGGACUUGGAAAAGGGCAAGUAUAUGGCCCUGCCUUGGCUGCGCAGCUGGCGAGGCCACAAGGCCUGUGCUGGGUGCCUGGCUAUGGCUUGCUGAUAUGUGACGUCCAGUGCCAUGCCAUUUUCUUGGUCCGGAGGGUGGAUCCCUGGGCAUGGCACCGCACCUUGGCAGCUUUGGAGGAAGAGCGACGUGGGCUUGCGGAGGAGUUGCGAGGAAGACAGCUCAGGAUCGAGGAAGAGCGGAGCGCACUGGGCUACGACCAGGAGCGGCUCCAGAUCCUUACCGGCCACCGUGAACCUGAAGACGAUCUCAUCGCGCUGAAUGUCGGUGGAGAGGUCUUCACAACCAGGAGAUCCACGCUGUGUGUCUUCGAUGAUUCUUACCUGUCCAACCUGUUCUCGGGACGGUGGGAGGCGAGCAUUGAGAAAGACAGUGGUGGCCGCUACUUCCUGGACUUCGACCCAGUGUGCUUCCGGCUGUUGUUGAACAUCCUGCGGACCAAGCGCUUCGAGAGCCAGCGUGCCCCUUUCCCCCUGCCGAAGGUUCCACCGGAAAAGGAAGAGCAGUUCUGGCACCUCGUCGAGUACUUUGGCCUCACGGAGGCCUUCCAGGAGGUGGAGGCUGCGGCCGCUGCGAGUGCAGCAGCCCGGCGGCCGAAAACGAACGAAGACUCGACCAGUCCUUCGCAGCCAGCGCUGGGUGCUUCUCUGAUGCAGUCUGCGGGCGCUCUGCUUCGCACUCUCCGACAGGCUGCCGGCGAGCCGCCCGGGCCUGGUGGGGCCUCGGAGGCGCACGCGCCGCCUGCAGUGGCUGGACAAGCCUUCAGCCCAGACAUGACUGCCACGGUUACCGAGACACAGGCAUUUGCCACUUUCCCGACGACUGGGCCUGAUGAAUUUGCUGCUGUAGCCGAGCCGCAGCGUGCAGCUCCGGAGGUCGCCUCCACCACCACCUUCAUCUCGGCCGCAAGCCAGGAGUCAUUGAUAGCCAUUCCGUCUGAAGACUCCUUCACGGUUGCGUUUCACUCAAUUGAGCACUGCCUGCAUGCUGGACAUGAAUCGGAGUCUGUCGGCCUUUUCCCCCCCUACCCUGAUUACAGCACUGUCUUGCAAUGCUGGCUCAAGCUGUCACAGCGACUUGCGACUUCUGAUUUCUUGCGCUUUGCAAUCAAGAUGGCCCCGAAGGCGGGAACCGCAGCGGUUGCCUGCGCUGGUCUUGCCGGGCUGGGCUUUGUCGCCUCCCCAGAUUCGGGGAACCGACGCGUGCCGGUUGCUGUGAAGGCCUCUGCGAAGGCCUCUCCCGAGGCCGGCGCCGGUGGCGCCGGCGCCUUCACGGUCGGGACGGCGGCAGCCACGGCUGGUGCCAUGGCGGUAUCCACCCGGCGCAAGGGCCGAGCCAGCAGAGUCGCCUCGCGUGCCGAAGUGGCCCCGGGCGAGAAAGUUCUUCGAAAGCUGAGUGGGGAUGCGGGCACAUACUUGAGUGCCAAGGUCCAGAAGGCCGUCGUGACUGUUCCAGCAUACUUCAACGACGCCCAACGUCAGACCACGAAGGCUAGCAACGAGACGAUUCUGGUGUUUGACCUCGGUGGAGGGACCUUUGAUGUCUCUGUGUUGGCGGUCGGUGAUGGGGUUUGUGAAGUGCUCGCCACUGACGGCGACACCCACCUGGGUGGCGACGACAAGGUCAUCGUGGACUGGCUGGCAGAAGAUUUCCAAAAGACCGAGGGAAUCGACCUCCUGAAGGACAGGCAGGCGCUGCAGCGUCUCACCGAGGCUGCGGAGAAGGCCAAGAUUGAGCUGUCGCGCGUGCAGGAGGCCAAGAUCUCCCUCCCUUUCAUCACCGCCGAUGCCACGGGUCCCAAGCACAUCGAGCAGAGUUUGUCUCGUGCCAAGUUCGAGCAGCGCGCCAGCAAGCUCAUCGCCCGAUGCAGAACUCCAGUCGAGAAUGCGCUGAAAGAUUCCAAGCUGAGCGCCAGUGACAUUAACGAGAUCGUGCUCGUGGGCGGCUCCACCCGAAUUCCUUCCAUCCAGGCCCUUGCAUCGGAGCUCGUCGGAGGCAAGAAGCACAACCAAAGCGUGAACCCGGAUGAGGUGGUGGCUGUGGGUGCGGCUGUGCAAGCUGGUGUCCUGGCAGGUGAUAUGAAGGAUAGUGUCCUGCUGGAUGUAACGCCCCUGUCCUUGGCUGUCGAGACUCUGGGUUGUGUGGCCACGGUCCUAAUUGCUCGGAAUACCACCAUCCCAACCAAGAAGACGGAGGUUUUUUCAACUGCCACGGACUCCCAGCCAUCCGUGGAGAUCGUGGUGCUGCAGGGUGAGCGGCAGUUCGCAACAGACAACAAGAUUCUGGGAACCUUCCGCCUCGAUGGUGUGCCGCCGGCAAAGCGAGGUGUGCCCCAGAUCGAGGUGACGUUUGACCUUGAUGCCAACAGCAUCCUCAACGUCGGUGCCAAGGACCGUGGCACAGGCAAAGAGCAGACGAUCACCAUCGCCGGAUCCUCCACGCUGGACAAGACAGAUGUCGAUAAGAUGGUGCAGGUGCCUGCAGAUCUGAAGGCCAGCGACCCCAAGCUGCAAGCACUGAAGGACAAGGCGAGGAGCGCGGAGGGAGCAGCGCAAGGUGAGUCUGGAGCCCCACCGCCCGGCGAUGCCAAGGCCAAGGACGACGUCAUCGAUGUGGAUGGCCAGUGCCGAAUGGCCGAUACAGACACAAAGACCCUGUACCGUGAAGAAAAGGAAAAAGCAGUCUUGCGCUUCUCGUUGCCUUUAGCCGGUGACUUGUCAGUUGGCACCGGAGCCUACGUGCGCCAUGGACCAGGCGUCGACGCUUUCGAGACCUCCGACAUGGCGCGAGAUCCAGAGCAGCACCGCGAACCCCUCGAGAGCUUCUCCGAUGCACCGAAGACAGACGACUACGGGGACAUGGCUUUACAUCCCGGCCCCCAAUCCAGGACUCGUGCUGGACCUCCUCCCGACUCAGAAGGACAAGCUUCAGAGGUUGGCGAAUGGGCUGAGUCGGAGCGACCUACCGACGAUCCCAUCGUUGACCCCGACCACUUCGACUUCGACGUCUACCGGCGGCGCGCCGGGGCCCGAGGACUACCACUACGACGCGAUCCUCCGCAACAUGUCCGCAACGCACCUGUUCUACCUCAGCAUCACAGAGGCAAGCUUGGGAGCCGCACCACAGAUGCAGCGAAACAGGUGAAGACGGCCCCCGAAGCAGAUGAACCAGAGCACCCGGCGUACUUGGAGGCAGCAGCUUUGAAAGGCGCCUCCCCGGCUCCUUCGUGGAACAGCAGGAUGGGGCCGGAGCGCCAGGUCAAGUGGCGCGGGGGCACGCCACCCACUCCACCUGUGUGGCGUUACGAUCGUGAUGAUCUACGCGCUUUUGCCAAAUGGACCAGGAAGGUGAGGAUUUGGGAAGUACAAAUCGCGCCGUACAUGCCCAAGAAGGAGGCCAGCCUCCUCCUCUACAAUUCCUUGACCGGAGAAUUGGAAGCAGAAUUAGAACACGCUCCGCUGGAGCGGAUCAACUCCAGCGAGGGGAUAGAGUUCAUUAUCUCUUCGCUUCAAGCGCCAAUGGAACAAAAGGCCAUAUUUCAGAAAAGGCGCUACCUGGCCGAUUUCGAACAAAUCGGCCGCUACGCCAAUGAGUCGAUGCGCUCCUACGUCAACCGUUACAAGCGAGCUGAACGCAACUUGGGUGCAGUUGGUAUGGAGGUUUCUGCUAUGUACGAUUCCGAUGCCAGGGGAAACAGGUUGCUCGAGCGUGCCAAGCUUGGCACGAACGACCAGCGGCUUAUACUGGUCGGGUCGCGGUACUCUUUGGCCUUCGAGGAUGUCUCCGAGUCGAUGUGCAUGCAAUUUCCCGACUUCAGACCACCUCCUUCGACUGUCGGCCGUGAUGGGCAGCCAGUCGUUCCCAAGGGGACCGGCAAGCACAGCGGGUCGGGCUACAAAGGCGGUUCUUCGUCGACUUCUUCUUCGGCGAGUUCACCGGGCAAGGGCGCAAAGGACUCGGGCAAAGGCUCCUUUAAGAAGGUCUGGGUCGUCGACCAGACGCAGUUCCAGGACAUCCCCGAGGAGCAGGCCUUUGUUGAUGACGACCAGGCCGACGAUGCCAAGGAGGACGACCUCACCAUCGACCACGACCAGGAGGAGGCCGGCGACCAGGAGCAGGACGAGAACGAGGCCGACGACGAUUUAGCGGAUUUGGCUCAGGUUCUGACCGCGACCACGACAUGCAUGGCGUGCGGCGAGGUCGGACACUGGAAGGGCGAUGACGCAUGCAAGGUGUCGUCGAAAAAGGCCCUGGCCGAGAAGGCUGCGAACGACAAGGGUUCGGGACGGGCCAAGGGCAAAGGCAAAUCGGACGAAAAGCCCAACGACACCUUCCUCGUCGACUACGGUUCCCUCGACCUCUACGAUGGCGACCAGGCCUAUGGAAGUUUGUUCACGGUGCACAUGGCUGCGUUUCAGGUUCAGACCGUUAGCAAUGCACAGGACCUCUCGGGACACAUGAUCCUAGAUACCGCGUGCCAAAGGACGUGCUGCGGACUCACCUGGCUUGAGCAUCAUGUACAGAGCUUGGACGCUUUUGGCCUCAAGGUGCACCGACACAAGACCACCGACGACAGCUUUCAGUUCGGAAAAGGCAGCCCAGUUCAUGCCGAGUAUCGUGCAUACAUCCCAGUUAACAUCGGUGACGAAUACAUGAUAGUCGGAGCGGGCGCGGUGGAGGCCAACAUCCCGUUUUUAGCCUCCAAUGUACUCCUCGAUAAGACACUAGGUGGUCGCAGCUUCAGCGGACAGUUGAUUGGAACAAUCCACCUCCGGAAGCCAUCUUUACGCCCAAGAGUUGGACGAAAAGUGCACUCCCGGAUGCUUCGAGCACCUCCGCCAUGGAUGCAGGCAUGGCGCCGGAUGGUAGCGGCACUUCGCGGCUACCGGAUCCGGCUCUGGGCCGGCCUUUCAACGGCGACUCGUCUCGGGCUGCUUCCAGCCGACGGCUACGGCACCCCUCUCGAGGACAAGGAGGACAAGGAGAUCCAGAAAGAGCGGUGCAAGCACGACCCCAAGGACAUGCGCCGCUACGGCAAAAUGCACGGAAGCUUCAGCAAGUGCAGCAAGUGCGGUCUCAGAUCCUCCUUCCUCUCGCUCCUCUGUGCCGCCGCCGUCUUCCAGCAACAUGGUCUUGCCCCACCAGGAGCCCCGACGUUCUCUCCAGAGCAAGGCCAAGCCCAAACCCUCGACACGUACUACCAGGAGGUCCUUGGCGACUUCAUCGGCGGCUCCCUCGACUACCAGGAGGCGGGCCACGGAUGUCGAGGAGGAUCCUUGGAUGCUCCUGCAGGACGAGCCCGCGGACAACCAGGAGAACACGGACCUGGACGGCGAGUUCGAUUGGGCAGCCGUCGACGGGUGACUGGAACAAUGGACAAAGCAGUGGCAAGCUACGAGAUCGAGCGCAACAUUUACGACGCAAUGGACCAUGCCGGACAACGACCGCCUCCUGCCGUGGACCUCUUGGAGCUCUUCGCCGGCACGGCCAAGCCUACCAAGUUCGCGGCCGAACUUCAACUACGAGCUCUUCAGCCUCUUGACCGCGACACCGGCACCGACCUUUCGGACCCCAAGACGCAGCAGGAGGUAUAUAGAGCAGUUAAGAAAACGAAGCCAUGGUUGAUUGUCGCAGGCUACCCCUCUACGUUGUACAGCCUCGCCAACGAGAACUUCAACUAUCGCGGACAACCUGAGCAACUACGGCAGCUUCGUGACGAUGACCGCCGCGUGCGCAGGUUUGUCGCUGAUCUUCUUCAAGAACAACACCGUCAAGGGCGCUUCUUCCUCUUCGAAAAUCCACAGACGAGCCGUCUCUGGCAACAACCGGAAAUCCUGGAGAUCGUGGACCUUCCGGGCGUAUCCUCGGCAGUGUGCCACUUGGGUGCUUUCGGUGCCGAAACCAAGGGGGGACUUCCAGUAUGCAAGCCUCUCCGCUUCCUCAGCAACCUGCCCGAGAUGAUCACGGACCUCGCCCAAAAGCUCUCGAAUACGGACCUUCUCUUUUGCGAGCCCGUUCGAGGCCAAGCAGCAGCAGACUCCCACGAGUAUCCCGACGUCCUCGGCUACAACAUUGCGGAAUGGAAGCCCGUUUUCGAGAACAUCAAGAACAUGUUCGGCGACAGUGGUGCGAGACGCCCCUUCCUCAUUGACGUGGACGGUGACCUCGGGAAGCAAUUGGCCUCCCUGUUCCGAAUGAAGAUCACCAGGAUCCAGGCGACUUACAUGCCGAUGCAGCGCAGGAUCCCCAUGGAUAUUCCACUUACGGCUCGUGGUGCCGCCCUCCUCUACAACGACGGCACCCACAGCAUAGAAGUAGAGGCGCUCGAGAACGUCCGGUUCCCGAAGCAACGCUUCGACAGGCCAGUGCUGAUUGGCAUAUUCGUGUACGGCGACCUCUUGCAGGAAUCAGAGCCUGCUGGCGGCCAGUUGGAGACGCUGCCUAUGUCGGCGCUUCCCACGGACAUCCGCUUCGAAGGCUUGUCUCCCGGAACACCAAUGGAAGUGAGGAGGACCGUGGCACGCCUGCACCUCAACAUGGGACACCCUUCGGCUCAGGAGCUCACGAGGUUGGCAUGCUAUCACGGCACUCCUUCGGCUCAGCUGGAGGCUAUACGCAAGCUAAGGUGUUCUACGUGCGAGCGCCUCAAACUACCACAAGCUCCCAGACCGGCCACAACACCAUCGAUGCAGCCACGACAAUUCUGUGAUGAGCUCCAGAGCGACGUUGUGUUUGUCAGGACGAUGACCGGCACAUCGGUGGCUAUCUUGGGCAUCGUGGAUGUGGCCACCAACUUCCACCAAGCUACCUGCCUGGCGGAUCGGCUGGGUGAGACAACCUUCACCGCUAUCGAGCGGGUUUGGCUUCGGCCUUAUGGGCUGCCGGUGCGCUUUCGGUGUGAUCCAGACACAAGAUUUCAGGGCUACUGCAAAGACCGACUGGAAGCACUCGGCGUUGAGGUGGAGUUUUGUCCACCCGAGGCCCAUUGGACCAUAGCCGUCAUAGAGAGACGGAACGCAGUGCUCAGGACGAUCCUUGAGCGCAUGAUUGACAGCAACGCUGCUACCACCCUAGACGAAGUCGAGGACAUUUUGUCUGCAACUCUUCAUGCUCUGAACAGCUCGGCAAUGACGAAAGGACGCUCGGCAUAUCAGGCAGUGUUUGGACGGCUUCCUCGCCUACCUGGAGGAAACCUGCUCAGCGAGCCAACUUCUUUGGCCUCCUCCCCUGGCGAUAUGGCAUAUCGCGCGGAACUCAUGCGCGCAGAAGCACUGUGUCACCUGUCCGAGUUUGCUGUGGAGCGUGGAAUCAGACGAGCCAUAUUGCGCAAGACCAAGGCCACCGCCAUCUCGGAUAUAAGUCCAGGACAGCCUUGCGCUUAUUGGCGCUGGCGACGCAAAGGUGUCCACAAAAAGGGAGGUUGGUCCAUGGUGUCGGCAGAGCAGCUUCGACCGGCAGUUGGGUUCGAGAACUGGGUCCCCUCUCAGGAAGACAUUGCCAUGCUCAAGGACGGCUCACAAUCCCUGAAGGACACUGUUUGGGAUGACCAGACCGGGCCUGGACCCAAGGAGGACUAUAUCAUGGACGAGUUCGACAUCGAAGCUCCGGCGCUGGAGCAGGAGCAGAUCUCGAACACCUGGGACUCCCAGGAGAGCGAGGUCAACUUCGCGAGCACGGCUGCCAAAGAACGAAGACACGGCCGCAAUUGGUCAUGUACCACAACAGCCGACUACGUCACCAGCUUCGCUGUCUGCACCGUUGCCUACGACUCCGAUUACAAGCCAGUCGUCGAGUUCACAGGCGACACCGAUGCCGCAGUUACCAGCCAAAAGGCCUUUCGACGCGAUGGCGUUUCUAUGACUGCUACCUCUCAAGCGACUACAGGGCCAACGACCUUCCCGGUGGAGUCUGACGGUGAUGGCGUCAAUGUCAACAAGAGCGGUCACCCAAGGCAGCUCACCCGGAUGGAACUCAAGCAGCUUGAUCGUGAAAUUCCUUGGGGGCAACUGCUCAAGCUUCCCAAGGAACAGCUCGAACUCUAUGUGGAGUCAGCCGUCAAGGAAGCCAAGUCUUGGUUUCAAUGGGAAUCUGUCGAGCCCCUCACGGCCGAGCAGGUCAAGGAAGUCAUGGCGUCUCCCAAGCUUCGCAAAAGGAUACUACGGUCGAGGGCGGUGUUUCGUGACAAGGCAAGGGGCCAAGGCAUCAACGCGGAGAUCGAGAACACUGGCAAAGCCUGGACAUCUUGGUUGGCGGAUGCGUCCACAGCCUUUCUCCAGGGACGUCAGCCUGAUGGAGAACGACCGCUACCAUUGUUCAUGAGGCCGCCCGCUGACGAGAUUUCCGCGAUGACUGGUCAAUGGACAUCCGACCUCUACCGCAUCAAGAGCAACGUGUACGGCCUCAGCAACGCCCCUAGGCUCUGGUGUGCUGAAGUCACGAAGAGACUGCUCCAGUUGAACUACGAACAGCACUCCUUCGACCGCAUGCUCUUUCUCAAGCGCGACCAGAACGGAGAGAUUAUCUCCCUUAUCAAGGCCCUUAUCAUGGUGUACGUCGAUGACUUCUUAGGCACCUACAGAAGUGACUACAACAUCGACGAGGUCAAGUCCGCUUUCACCUGGGGUUCCUACAGCACCAUGGAGCCCGGGAACACUUACACCUUCAAGGGCAAACAGGUCCGCUUUCGAGAGCGAGUACCCGGACGCUUCGUGCUCGACAUCAACCAGAAGGAGUUCAUUGACGGCAUGCACAGCGGGAAACUUCGCAAAGGUCGCCUGGCUUCAGACGACCUCCUUACGACGGAAGAGAAGGCAGAGUUUAGAAGCGUGGCCGGGUCACUUCAGUGGCUCUGUGGGCAGAGCAGACCAGAACUCUCCCCUGCCGUCAGCUUGUCCAACAAAGGACUCGAAACAAGGACCUCCGACCUGAAGAACCUCUUCGACGCCGUGGACUACGCCAAGGAGACGAGCACCAACGGCAUCUCCCCGGGGCCCA